This is a messenger RNA of Miniopterus natalensis, 1564 nucleotides long. It is a transcript of the gene C4H8orf58, whose product is annotated as chromosome 4 C8orf58 homolog. The record is from RefSeq and is a predicted model, not a curated record. NCBI's taxonomy places the organism in Eukaryota, Metazoa, Chordata, Mammalia, Chiroptera, Miniopteridae.
AUGAGGGCCCUGCCAUAUCUGCAUGACAUUGCAUUCCUGCUGGCUGGCUUCCUGUCCAGAUGCAUUCCUGCCCUAGAGUCACCGAGGAGACUGCCGCUUGGAAUUUGGCCCCACAUUCUCCAAAUUCAGGGUGGGGCUGUCGAGAACCUGGCACGGGGCUGUGUAGUGCCUGGAGUCACCAGCACCUACAGACGGAUUCCGGACGCCUCUCAAGAGUGCUCACUGGACUCCUGGGAAGGGGAUGGCAAGCUGAAAGGUCUCCAGAGGCAGGUGCCGCUUCUCAAACUGGCCUUCCUGGACUCAGGAGUGGAGAUGGCCGUUGGGAACAGCUCCCGGGCCACUUCUCGGGGCCUUUCUCAGGACUCUCUGGACAUUCAGCCUGUGGGGAAUCCUGAGCCCAUGGCUCUGCCCAUGGAGCCUUCUGCUCACCUGGGCCGGCUCCUGGCCAGCCAGAAGCUAGAGCAGGUGCUGGAGCGGUCCAGCCAGCUCCUGACUUCGCCUGCCAGCUUGUCACACCCCCACAGCUCCCUGAAGCCUACAAGGAAGCCUGAAUGUGAAAUGCCCUUUUUUGGAGCAAGGGACCAGGAGGCCACCAAGGCAGACACUGACCUAGAGGCAGGACCGGAAGAAGCAGAGGUGGCAAGGGGCGUGGGGCCUGAAGCCUGGGCCUGCCUUCCAGGACAGGGACUUCGCUACCUGGAACACCUGUGCCUAGUGCUGGAGCAGAUGGUGAGACUCCAGCAGCUCCACCUGCAGCUGCAGACCCAGAGGCCCCCUGGGGACCCUGUAGAGGAGGAAGAGGAGUCGACCCGGGCCCCUUCACCUCUACCCUCUCAUGCCCCAGGCGGUGAGGUGCAGGGGUCAUGGGAGCUGCUCAGCCAGAAAAAGGAGACAGGUGCAAAAAGAGCUUCACUCCCAAAGGUAGGGGUGCCCAGUGCCAACCCUUCCAGGCUGUCCAAGGCCCCAGCAGAGCCAGCUCACACCUUUCAAUCCUCCCAGAGUCACAAGCGGGAUCUCUCCCACUGGAACAAGGUCAAGGUCCUUCUCAAUCGGAUUCGCUGGAAGAGCCCUCAACACCCUGAGCCCCCUGCCCCUCCUGAUGGCCCUGCUUCCAGGAUUGAGUCAAGGGACCUCCCCGAAAGACCUCCAUGUCGCUCCCGCCGGAAGACCUUCAUGCCAUCAUUAGUGGUGAUGAAGCAACGAGCAAAAAACCUUUCUGUCUCCUGAGACCUCCUGGUGCAGGGACAUGACUCUGGGUGGAGGGGUGUGCAGUGAAGUCUUCUUCACCUUUUGCCCUGUUGCUGUUUUGGGGCACUGCCAGGAAAAGCUGCUGAUCCUCACCCUUCUCUCUGAGGUGAGGGCUGAGUCUUUCUCCUCUGAGCAGCUUGGCAGAGAGACCCCAAGGUGUGGCAGCUCCUGGGCGCCUCCCUGGCUGCCAGAAAUCCCUGAGCUUAGACAAUGUGAACUAAUUUACCAGGCAUCCAUGGGGUGUCUUUGGCAUGGUGAUCUGUUGGGGCCCAGUGUGUUGCAGAUGUGAAUAUAUGCAAAAUGAUAUAUACAUGUA